UGGUCCCUCAGCGCGAGAGUGCGGUCCGUAGCGCGCGGAGGGGCGCGCGAGCGCCUCGGAGCGGGUUUGAUCAUGUGCUAAGUUGUGGAACACGUUCACUGGAGUUGUUGAGUGUUUUUUUCUUUUUGGUUUUUUCAUUUGCAGAUAGCGCAGGCUUUUGUAAUUUUAUCCAUGGGGGCGUCAAAUUCAGCGGAGGUGCGGAGUGCGGAGCGACGGGGAGGCGCGCGCGAUGUGCGCACAGCGGACCCCCAGAAAAAUGGGCAGAUCACCAGUCUGGUUGGGACACUUGAUGAUCGGAUGGAACAAUUUGAUUGCCAGUCAGAGGAGAAGGCCUUGGUCCAUGUUAGCCAGACAGACACAAUUGUGUCACAGAAGGAAGGUAACCCUGAGCUGACAGAGGUUCUUCAUGGAGCAGAAGUUCCAGAAGUGAAUGUUGGGAAGGAAGAAAAAAAAUCAUCUGAUGGCAAGACUUUGACAGUAGAGAAAGGAAGAGAGGAGGGUCCUGCUGACAGCUCUGAAGUGGGUUUUAAAAAACUUUUUCGAGCCAUCGGAUUGAAAUUUACAUUGAAAAAAGACCAGAGUGACAGCACUGAGACACAGGAGGAGCGGAAGGAAGACAAGGGUGAAACUAGUAGUUCCAAGGAGGCCGAAGACGCUCAAGGGGUAACCACGAUGGAUGAUGUGAAAGAACAACCAGUAGAGGAGUCUGAGGCUGGAGGAAAACCAGGUGGACCUGCUGGAGACCUUCCUACUGACAAAGACGGUGGAGAUACUGUUGACCUACAGGAAGCUACAGAGGAAGUCCCCCAAAAAUCACAGGCAGACAUAUCAUCUGAGUCUCCUUACAGUCCUCCACAGGACACCCUGUCCCCUUUGAAGAGAUUCUUUACACAGGGAAUCUUUUCCAGUUUACGAAAGACUGAGAGUUCUGCAACGCCCAUUGAGGAGGAGAUACAGGAAGAGGUCACUGCCAUGGAGGAACCCAAGGAAACAGAGGAAAUUGCAGAAUUAUCCACAGAGGAGAGUGAAAAAACAACAAUAGAAGCCACAGAGGAACCUCAACAAGAAGAAUCUACUACACCAGAAACAACAGAAGCAGAACAUAUCCCAGAAACAGUGAUAAUUACUGAGGAAACACUAAAUGAAGACGAGAUCAAAAGUGGAGUCAUCAAUGAAGUUAAAAUCCAUCAAACUGUUGUAGAAGAGAAGGCAGAUACUCUCUCAGCAGAAGACACUAAUCACAUUAAAUAUGCAGAAGAUGAAGAAGAUGUUGAUGAUGAGGAAACAAGCUCAGAAGAGGACUUCCCAGGAAAAUCAUUUGAAGCCGAACUCCUGUCUUCCAUUGAAAAACAAAUUCAAAAACUUCCACUUAAGCAACUUUUUACUGGGACCUGCAGAAAGAGGUUCUCUUCAAAAAAACAGACAGAUGAGGAAGAAGCUGAACCAAGUCUUUCUCCUGAAGAUUCAGAAGAACAUCUUAAUGAUGUGUCUGCUCAGAUGGAAGGCGUUUCUGAGGGAGAUGAAGGUGGCAGUGUUCUGGCCGACAAGGGAAAGAAGACAGAUGCAUUUCUACACUGGGCUUCUUUCAAAAAACUUAUUACACCUAUGAAAAAUCUGCAAAGGGCUUCUGGGAGUGAAGAAGAAGUUACCAAUCUCAUAGUCACUGAAGAAGAAGAUGAGAUGAAACCCACUGAGGAUGAACAGGCAGAGUUUAGCACUGAAGAGCCCAAAAAGAAAGCUUCUUCUUCUGUGUCUUGGGAGUCCCUUAUUUGUGUGGGAUCUUCCAAAAAGAGGGCCAGGAAAGGCUCUGGUGGUGGAGAAGAGAAGCCAGAGGAAUCUCAGGAAUUAAUAAAAGAACCUGAACUUGAAAUUUCACAAGAAGUAGACCAUGAACAGACAGGGGGAGAUGGUGGAUCCACUUGGGUAUCCUUGAAAAAGCUUAUUCCUGGAAGCAAGAAGAAAAAGUCUGACGAUCAACAAGAACAGGUGUCAUCCGAUCAAGCUGGCAGUGAUACAUUGUUGGUCGAUUUAGAAUCUCCUCCUGCUGUACCUGUAUCAGAAUCUUCAGCGCUUGAACCUGUUGAUAUUACAUUAAAUGAGGACAUUCCACAGAAACAAGCAGACGUAGCUGGAGAAGUCGUAACCGAGGACACUAUUGCUAAAAUACCAUCUGAAGAACUUUCUCAGGACCACGAAACACCAGAUGUGACAACAGAAGUGCCUCAGGAGUAUGAAGUAAAACAAGCAGAGGCAGUUCUCCAAGAGGCUGUGGAAAGCAUCAGUUUGAUUCCAGUUGUCUUACCAGUAACUUUAGCAGAUACAAAAGUAGAGGUAGUUCUUGUUUCGGUUUCUUCACAAAUACUGGAGUCAGUCACAAAAGAAGAGAAAACAGUUUUAGCAGCCCAUGAAAUGUCAGAAGUCACUGCCAUCUGUACAGGUUUUGACUCAAAAGCAAAAUCUCAAGUAGCAGCUGAGAUCCAUGAGGCAGACAUAAAAGAGCAGAAAAUUCAAUUCCAAGAAGCUGGAGCUCAAGUACAACAAAUCUUGGAGGAGAAAGAGAAGUUUCCAGAACAAAAUGGAAUCGAGGAAGUUUCCCAGGCACAAAUAGAAGUUAAAGAACAAAUAAGUGAAGCAGUAAAUGAUCUACAAGAAGCUGUACCAGUUAAAGAAGCUCUUGUAAGUUCUGGAGAAGGUGAGAUAGAAACACUUGAGGUACACCUUGUAGCAGAAGACACACCUAAGCCUGUAGCUGAAGGUCCUGUUGUAUCAAAUGCUGAUGAAUUUGCUUCUGGUCAGUCCACAAAUGUCAUUGAGGUGUCUUCCGCAAAAAGAGAAAAAUCUGAAGAAGAUCACAUUAAGGAUACUGCAGGUGAUGCACCAGUGGUGGAAGCAGUUAUUAAAUCAGAUGUUGAUGUAGCAUUGACCAAUGUCACUGCCGCUGUGGAGGACGUCUGUGAAAGUAUUGAGAAAACAGCUGAAGAAAGUUUUCUGCAGACUCAAGCUACAGCUGCUGAAGAACAUAGGCCAGACAUUUCUCCAGAAAGCACUAAAGAGGCAAUGGAGAUCAUAUCAGAAACAGAAAGGGAGUUUUUUGUUUCUAAUGUUCACCAUGAAACAGAAGUUGCUACAAUUACCCCAACAGAUUCGUUAGCAACAAGUAUUAUUACUAAGGGUGACAAAACAGAAGAACAAGAGGUUUCUGAAACUGAGACGGUAGAAACUGGUCCAGCGUUAUUGGAAGAGAAUGUUGAUGUGAGAGAGGUUGCUGAAGGCUCUAAGAAGGCUGAAGAAGAGUUAACCGAAGAAGAGGUCAGACAUGAGGCAAAAGAAGAUACAGAAUGUGACAAGAGUCAUACAACAAGGGAGGAAGACUCACAUGAAGAGGAAGAUGCAAAAGUGGAGUUGGAGGAUCAAGGUUUGGAUCACCAGGCAACGGAAAUAGCUGUGGACGGGGUACCAUUUGAACUAGUGUCUGUCAGAGAUGUUUCAAGUCAGACAGAUGAGGUAGAAGUUUACUCAAGCGAACCUGAAACGAAGGAAGAUCCGUGUCAAGAGGUCUCUGACACAAAAACUGAGGAGAGAGCAACAGUGGAAUUGCAGAAGAGCGAGGAUGCAGAACAAGCUACGACUGCCAAGGUGGACAGUGGUCUGAUGGAAGCCAUUGUUCCAGAUUCUCAAUGUCAAAUGUUACUAGCACAAGAGCAGUGUGAGGCUAUCAAAGAAGAGGAGAGCCAAGUCACUGAGCAUGUGGAUCUUCCCGAGAGCACUACUGGAGGACCACCAGAGUGCCAGAAACCUAGAGCAGAUAUUCUACAAACUUCCGUUGAAGGACCUCAGCAAAGCACAGUGGUACCCGUAGCAGACAUAGGCAGUGAAACAGUUGCAACAAAAGACAUGCAGUACCAGGAAGCUACAUCAGAGAGCAUACAGAGCAAGGUUGUUUGAGCAAUAAUGAUAGAACUCAGGAGUGGAGUUGAAGGAUGCUGCCCCAUGGAGUCACUGUUUGUGAGGCUUGUCAACUUUAGUACCCACCAUCACCUCUCUCCUGAUUACUGUGUGUGUCUGUCCUCCUGCCCCCAUUGGUUCUGACCUAACAGUUAAGUUCUUUGAACCCUGAUCCUCCAAAAAAUCUGCAUUUGCUUGCUGUGUCCCAGGGAGUUUCCAUAAAUUUCUCAU
Molecule: messenger RNA, 4176 nt
Organism: Scleropages formosus (Asian bonytongue)
Lineage: Eukaryota; Metazoa; Chordata; Actinopteri; Osteoglossiformes; Osteoglossidae
Product: A-kinase anchor protein 12-like
Exons: 4
Coding region: 172-3945 (1257 amino acids)
Biological process (GO): regulation of protein kinase C signaling; signal transduction
Cellular component (GO): cytoplasm
Molecular function (GO): protein kinase A binding; calmodulin binding
Source: RefSeq, a predicted model, not a curated record